UGUUUAAAAUUUUCUGACAUUUUAUUUGAAGACUUCUGGUCGACAAAAGACACGUUGAACGAGAACGAAGACAGCAACAUCAAAAUAAAAACCACCCUCAGAGAACUUGUCGUCUACAUCCUAUUUCUCAUCGUCCUCUGCGUCAUGACCUUCGGGAUGACCAGUGGUUCCAUGUUCUACUACAACCAAGCCAUCAACAGUCUCUUCAUCGGAUCUCCCAUCACUGAUGGCAGCCUAACUACAUUCACCAGCAUGUCGUCCACUGAAGAUCUCUGGACUUUUAUGCAGAACAACCUGUUAAACAGCUUGUACCCUGACAGCUGGUACAACCAGAUGAACUUCACCGAUCAAGAGUUUGGAUUCGUUAUGCAUGAGAACAAGCUGCUGGGUGUUCCCCGAAUCAGACAGGUGAAGGUGCGUAACAACAGCUGCAUCAUCCCUGACGACUUUCAGGAAUACAUCAGGGAGUGUUUCGAUUCCUACAAUAGCGACAACGAAUUCAAGCACUCCUUCGGUGGCAUCAACGGCACGGCAUGGCAGUACAGAGAUUCAUCAGAGAUGAAGAGUUCGAGUUACAGCGGGCAAAUCUCAUCAUACGGUGGCGGAGGGUUUGCACAGGACCUGGCACUGAAUCUCGAAGACUCACAGGCCCUCGUACAAAACUUAUUCGACAACCUCUGGAUCGACCGCGGGACUAGGGCGGUCAUCAUCGAUUUCACCCUCUACAACGGCAACAUCAAUCUGUUCUGUGUCGUAAGACUGGUUGCAGAGCUGCCUGCCACGGGGGGCCUAUUCCCUGCGUACACCCUGCAGACCUCCAAACUGCUGAGGUACGUCACACCCAUGGACUAUUUCGUGCUGGCCUGUGAGAUCUUCUUCAUCCUCUUCCUCAUAUACUAUACUGUAGAAGAGAUCAUUGAGAUUCGCAUGCACAAGCUCGCUUAUUUCAAAAGUUUCUGGAACAUUUUGGACGUUCUGAACAUUUUGGUCGGUGUUUGUUGUUGCAUUUUUGACGUCUACAGGACUAUUUCCGUGAACAACGAGCUGGAUAAGUUGCUUCAAAAUCCGGACAAGUAUGCCAACUUUGUUUUCCUCAGUUACUGUCAGGAUAUGGCCAAUUCGGCCCUCGCCAUCAUGGUCUUCUUCUCCUGGAUCAAGAUUUUCAAAUACAUAAGCUUCAACAAGACGAUGACACAGCUGUCCUCCACGUUGAGCAAAUGUUCCAAAGACCUCGGAGGGUUUGCGGUCAUGUUCUUCAUCUUCUUCCUGGCGUUCGCUCAACUUGGAUACCUGCUUUUCGGCGCCCAGGUUCCCGACUACAACUCACUCGGAACUUGCAUAUUCACGUUGUUCCGCUUCAUUCUCGGCGACUUCGACUUCGCCAGUCUGCAGCAGGCCAACAGAGUGCUCGGACCCAUCUACUUCGUCUGCUUUGUUUUUUUUAUGUUCUUUAUUCUUCUCAAUAUGUUUCUGGCCAUCAUAAAUGACACCUACUCCGAAGUUAAGAGUGAACUGGCCGAGGCGAAGAAUGAAUUUGAGAUGGGAGAUUAUUUCAAGCAGGGAGCGUUGAAGAUGAUGGACAAGCUGCACUUGAAGAAAGAGAAACUCGAAGACAUCGAGUCGGCCGUGAAGAGUGGCGACCUCAACAACGACGGUGUGGUCGAUUUUGAAGAAUGGAGACACAAUAUGAAGAAGCGUGGCUAUGCAGAUGCAGAGAUCGAGGCAGUCUUCGCCAGGUACGACUCGGACGGAAACAGGAACCUGGACGGGGCCGAGAUGGACAACAUGGCGGCCGAUCUGGAGAGGCAGCAGGUUAGGAAGAGAAUGAUGAUGAUGGUGAUGAUGAUGAUGAUGAUGAUGAUGGUGACGAUCAGGUAA
Molecule: messenger RNA, 1878 nt
Organism: Helobdella robusta
Lineage: Eukaryota; Metazoa; Annelida; Clitellata; Rhynchobdellida; Glossiphoniidae
Exons: 11
Biological process (GO): detection of mechanical stimulus
Cellular component (GO): membrane
Molecular function (GO): calcium channel activity; calcium ion binding
Source: RefSeq, a predicted model, not a curated record